UCAACGGAGGAAACGGAAAAGACGAAACACACAAGACGGUUUAUCAUUUCAAAACUCCGGGGCCGUGGAAAGAACAGCAAGUUCCCUUUUUAUUCCCGUACUUGUCCGCUUUUGGCUUCUUUGUUGCCCCACCAGAAAACCGGCCCUCCGGGCCUUUCUUUUCACAGUUUGCGUAUCUUUUCCCCAGCUGUUUGCAGCUGGCAAAAAGCACCCGCCCUGUUCGGGAAAAAAGCGAACGAGAGUGACCGGAGGAGGAGAGAGAGAGAUGCCACCCCAACCUCCCCAGCCGCAGGUGAGGAAGAACAUCCUGAAGUUCCUCGGGAGUUUUUUGGGAAUUAGUCGGAUCCUGCAGAUUGUGUUCGGAGCCUGCCUGUGGGUCACCAUCGCCGCCAACAAAUACGAGGGGUCCAUUCACUUCGUCCUGUUCGUCGCUGUCUUCUUCUGGCUCUUCACCCUCGCCCUUUUCUUCCUCACCCUGCUGGACAAGCAGGACCUCGUGCCUUUGCUGGGAGGGGAGCGCUGGUUGUGCACCAACCUGGCGCACGACGUGGCCGCCGCCGUGCUCUACCUGCCGGCCAUAGGCGUCAUGAUCGACAAGACCAAUCGGAACUCCUUCUGCAACCUCCCGCAGUACAAGCACCCCUGUCUGUACAAAGUCUACCUGACAGCCGCUGUGUUCGCCUGCCUCUGCUGCCUGGCUUACCUCCUGUCCAUUAUUUAUGGGGCGCGCAGAAAGUGUAGAGGAGAGCAGACUGUUAUCUGAGGAGAUCGGGCAUUACGGGUGCUUUAGGGUGGUCACGGCAAGAUGAGGAAUAGUUAACUUCACUGUAAUUUCACUCAACAGUUACUCUAAUCUCUGUUGUCUCCUGUCUCUUAACAGUCCACAGUGGUGGUGGGGACACAGAAUCAGCUACUGUUUUCUCAGUGUGUUUUCAAUGGUUACUAACAUGAAAGGGGCCUGCUGGUAUGGUGGCUAAGUGGCGUGUGUUGUCGCCUUUUUAAGCUCAACAAUAACCUAUUUAGUGAUGAAGGAUCAUUAUCAUAUUAAUGUACGGACUUGAUAUAGUGGCCUAGCAGUAUAUUUAGUGGUAACAGUGAAAUGGCCUUAACAUAGCCUACAUUUUGCAGAUUACUAUUGGUACUGGUUAACAGUCCGUCUUAAACUUUUUUUUAUAGAAUUCCUACAGUUGUUUUCAAAAGGGUUUAUUUUCAUUAACUUUUUUAUAAAGUAUUUUUUUAAUGUGUUUACUUUUUUUUCCUCUUACUCAACAGUUAAUGAAAAGUGGACUGAAACACUCCUACCAGCUCUGUUUGUGUUUUGUGCAGUUUUUUAUUAUUAUUAUUGUUUUUUUAUCAGUGCCUUCUGUCAGAAUGCUGUAUACUCAACAACAAGGUUGCGACAACAACAGCAACUCCACAACACGGAUGUGAUUGGUGCUACAGUGUGUUUGCUGAACAAAACCCUUUAUUACAAGUUUACUGUGUAAAUCCAAAGAGCAACAAAGAGGCUUUAACAAUAAACACUAGUCAGUCAGUGAGCUCUUUCUUUUGUUGUGAUCAUGUAUCGGUGCAUUCAGAUAAGCUGCUUGAGGAUAAUGUUUUCAUUAAAUUUGGAGACAAAACUGGGCAACGAGCACAGCACUGAGCUUUUUGUGGCCUUUUUUCAAAUGAAACACAUAUUUAGAGCUGACUAGCAACAGAACUUCCUAUUGGAAGAUAAAAGGAUUGGCCAAUCAGCAGGGAUCAUUUACACACUGCGCCACAAAACCACACGAAAGACAUAAAUCCUUAGACCUAUGUGUUUCUGGAAGAAAAUGAGUCACUCACGCAGGCACCAGCAAAAUGCAUGCGAUGUAGGAUACACAUAAUGUGUGUGUUGUCUGGGAGUUAUCCUGCUUUGCAAAAAAAUGUGUGUGUGUGUGUUUAGCCUUGUGUGAACAAUAAUCUGGGAAGAGGCUUGGUCUUACCGGAACAGUCUGUUGGGGUUCUGGAGGUGGACUAACAUUCAGCCAAUGAAAAUGAAGCCAAGAAGUUAGAAGAUGAUUUGAUGUCUCAUCUGUUCCAGUCAGCAUACAGUUCCUAAAAACACGCAGCAGACAAGUUGCUUGAACAGCACCUAAAACUGGAUUCUGGUAACUUUUUGGUGACCUUUGCACAGCUAGCAAGAAAGAGGCGUGUUAUUAUGCUGCAUACUUGUUUCUGAUAUGAGGUUUAAAAAAAAAAACAAAAAAAACAGCAGAUUUAUAACACAAACAGACUUUUCCUUUUUUGGUGUGUGCUUUUUUUGCCUUGGAUGCUGGCAGCAGACCAUGAUGAGUUUUUCUUGGAAAGGAGCACGAGGGAUAAAAUGUUUUAUCAUCAAAGCUCCAAAUUUCAGAAUCAAGUGUCAGAACAAAGGCAACAGC
Molecule: messenger RNA, 2405 nt
Organism: Archocentrus centrarchus (flier cichlid)
Lineage: Eukaryota; Metazoa; Chordata; Actinopteri; Cichliformes; Cichlidae
Gene: marveld1
Product: MARVEL domain containing 1
Exons: 1
Coding region: 266-763 (165 amino acids)
Biological process (GO): myelination
Cellular component (GO): membrane
Molecular function (GO): structural constituent of myelin sheath
Source: RefSeq, a predicted model, not a curated record